AUGGCGAGCGCGGCGGAGAUCAAGCAGCUGGAGGCCAAGAUCAAGGAGGAUGUCAAGCAGAUCAAUGAGCUGCCCAAGGUGGUGAAGGCGCUGCAGAGCGAGGACAAGGCCGUGGCCCAGGCGGCCAUGCAGAGCACGCGCCGCCUGCUGCUCUUCUUCCUGGACAAGGGCGACCUGCAGCUCAAGCCCACGACGCAGGAGGCAGCCAAGAAGGCCAAGGGCGGAGACUCGCAGGCAAUCGACAAGUUCCACCGCUGGCUCUGGGACGUCUACGUGGGCUUCAUCAAGGAGAUGCUGCAGUGGAUCGGGGACGCCGAGGCCGACGCCAACCUGCGCGUGGGCGCGCUGCGCACACUGAUGGAGUUUGUGUCGCGCGAGGGCGAAAUCCGUGGCGGAAACGGGCCUCUGUUCGGCAAUGAAACGUUCACGCGUGUGGUGCAGGAGCUGGCGACCACGGACAAGCUCAAGGGCGAGCUGGUCAGCGUCUUCAAGGGCGAGUACGUGGCCGCCUACAUGGACGUCCAGUACUACACGCUCAAGAACCUGGCGCAGAUUCUGGACAAGGCGCACGAGAAGGAGGAGACGACGGAGGAGGAGAACUUGAAGCUGGUGGGCAACGCCCUGAGGAUGCUGAACAUGGUGCAGAUGCCGUACGACGACAAGGAAAUCACGUCGUUCCUGGUGGAGCCGAAGGACGCCAGUCUGCCGGAGCAGGAAAUCGUGAGCAGUGAUGACGAGAGCGACGCGGAAGAGGAGGAGGAGAAGACUCGUGGGCUGCGCAACGUGAAGCAGCACCGUCACGCUUUCAGCUUGGCGUGGAUUGCUGUGCUGCGCCACAAGCUGCCGCAGACCUCGUACAAGAAGGUGCUGGUGCAGCUGCCGGACGAAAUCAUGCCGCACCUGACCAACCCGCUGCUGCUCGCCGACUUCCUCACGGACUCGUACAGCAUUGGUGGAGUCACGAGUCUGCUGGCGCUGAACAGUCUGUUCAUCCUGAUCAAGGACUACAACUUCGACUCGCCCGACUUCUACAACAAGCUGUAUGCGCUACUGGACGACCCGACGCUGUACUCUGCCAAGCAGCGCGACCGCUUCUUCGGCCUGUUGAACCUCUUCCUCUCGUCGACCCACUUGCCGGCGUACACGGUGGCUGCUUUCGCCAAGCGGCUGUCGCGCAGUGCCCUCACGGCGGAGCCGGGCGCUAUCCUGUUUAUUAUCCCGAUGGUGUACAACUUGAUUCUGCGUCACAAGGAGUGCUUGCAGCUUAUUCACCGUACCGGCGCAUUCACCGCAGCCGAGAAGGCCGCCAAGCGCCGGGAAGAGUUGGCGAGCGGCACGGCUGUUGACGCUGCGGCCAAGAAGCUUUCCAAGGAGAAGACGGAGCUGGUGCUGAAGGACGGCCAUGACCCGUUCGUGAACGACGAGCUUGACCCGAUCAAGUGCAAUGCCUGGCAGAGCUCGUUGUGGGAGCUGUACACGAUGAAGCACCACUACAACGCCGACGUUGCAGUGAAGGCGCGGAUGUUCGAGGAGAAGCUGCGUCACCAGUUCGUGGACGUGGACGAGAGCAUGGAGAUCACGUACAAGAGUCUUUUCGACAAGCAGCUCAAGCGUAAGGAGAAGGGUAAGGUGCCGCUCGCAUUCCAGCCCUGCAAGGCUCUCUUCUCGAACGGCGUUGACAACGCCGACGACAGCGAAGUCAAGGAAGAGGACAACGUCUUCGCCAAGGUUUUCGAGCUUUAG
This is a messenger RNA of Phytophthora sojae, 1743 nucleotides long. RefSeq lists its product as hypothetical. Gene Ontology annotation, cellular component: Noc4p-Nop14p complex; nucleolus; small-subunit processome. The coding region runs from base 1 to 1743 and encodes 580 amino acids. Gene Ontology annotation, biological process: ribosome biogenesis. The record is from RefSeq and is a predicted model, not a curated record. Lineage: Eukaryota; Oomycota; Peronosporomycetes; Peronosporales; Peronosporaceae. The transcript has 2 exons.